CAAACUGGAGCACAGAGUCAGAGGAACACAGCAGCCAGCAGCCUCCACCACAACCGCAGGAUUCUCUCCUACAACCCAACCGACUCUUGGCCGCUGUUACAUUUGCAAGUCCAAGAUUCAAGGAGCAUUAAAUAACACGAUUACCAGCAGAUUGCUUCAAAGAGAAGUGUUGGUUCUCUGUGUGAGUCCUAAACUGAGAGCUGUCACUUCUCCUCCACUACCCAGAAUGCUUUGCGUGCGUGCCUUCCUCCUGGUGUCCCUUUGCGUGGCCGCGCUGUGCAGCCUGCAGGACAGACAGACGGACUUCGGCCUGCGGGUCUUCUCCCAGAUGGCGGACGGGGCUGCGGCCUCCCGGGGGGAGAACCUGGCCUUCUCCCCCCACGGGGUGGCCACCCUCCUGGGCAUGGUCCAGCUGGGAGCGGGGGGAUCCACUCGCAAGGCCCUGCGCUCCGCCAUGGGCUUCUCUCUGCAAGAGCGCGGGCUGAGCCGGCAGCAGCGGCGGCAGCAGCAGAGCCUCUCGGCGGCGGGCGGGCUGGAGGCCAGCAGCGCCGUGAUGGUGGAGCGCCUGCUGGGCCUGGAGGCGGGGUUCCGCCGCGCGCUGCUGAAGGCGUUCCGCACGGCGCCGCACCAGGUGGACUUCAGCCGCGCGGAGCAGGCCACGGACGUCAUCAACGCCUGGGUGUCCGACCGCACCGCCGGUAUGAUCCCCCAGUUCCUGGCGCCGGGCGCCCUGACGGACGAGACGCGUCUGGUGCUGCUCAACGCGCUGCACUUCAGGGGGCUGUGGAAGGUGCCCUUUGACCCCAAGCUGACCCAGGAGAGGAUGUUCCACUGCGCCAACGGCAGCAGCGUCCCCGUGGCCAUGAUGAGGCUCACCGCCGCCUUCCGCUACGGUGAGUUUGUGUCGUCGGACGGCCUGGAGUACCUGGUGGUGGAGGUGCCCUACGAGGGCGACGCUCUCAGCAUGCUCCUGGUGCAGCCCUUCGAGGCGGACGUGCCGGUGGGCGCGCUGGCGGCCGAGCUGAGCAGCCAGAGGAUCGGCCAGUGGAGCGCCGAGCUGAGGAGUGUGAAGAGGAGGCUGGCCCUGCCCAGGUUCUCCAUCGACUCUGAGGUGAACCUGAAGGCUGUUCUGACCAACAUGGGCCUGGGAGAAAUGUUCAACCUGGCAACGGCGGACUUCUCUCGCAUCACCACUGAGGAGAGGCUGUCUGUCUCUGCGGUUCUUCAGAGGGUGAAGAUCGAGGUGAACGAGGAGGGAACCAAAGCGGCUGCAGCAUCAGGAGCGAUCAUGUUCUCUCGUAUGGGUGUGGAGGAGAUCGCACUGGACACGCCCUUCCUCUUCCUCAUCCAGCACAAGGCCACAGGUGCCGUUCUGUUCAUGGGCCAGGUGAACCAGCCAGAGCCGUACUAAAGGACCUCUCCCCCCCCCCCCCCCCCCCCCCCCCCCCCCCCCCCCCCCCCCCCCCCCCCCCCCCCCCCGCACACACCACCACCAGCAGCAGCAUGGCCAUGGGACCGAAGCACUGAAACCAACUGGUCACAUCACCGCAACAUUGCUACUGACCCUGACCAUAUCGUUUAUUUUUAUAUUUUGCAAUACGAUCAACUCCUCUGCUUGUACGAUGUCUAGUUAGAGUGAAUGAUGAGGGGUCUCAGCCCAACACAAACACUACGAAGAGAUUUUAUUUUAAAUAAAUGGAUUGACUUUAUAUUUUAGGUAGUGAGUAUGAAUGCAACGAGGGAUUUAUAUGAAGGAAUAGACACAUAAUUAAACGUUUGCGCUUUAAAUGAGAGUGCAGCUCAGGGUGCACUUAGAUUUAAGUCUUAAUCUGAACAAUCUGCCUACUUUCGCAUCAAUUACUGCUACUCUUGUGUUUAUGUGCAUAUUUCUUUUAUUUUACAGUGUCAAUCGCACGUAUAUUUUUAUGAGUGCUUUUACUAAUACAAAGUGUCAGCUCUA
Gadus macrocephalus (Pacific cod) is the source of this 1960-nucleotide messenger RNA. RefSeq names its product serpin peptidase inhibitor, clade E (nexin, plasminogen activator inhibitor type 1), member 1 (gene serpine1). The coding region runs from base 227 to 1411 and encodes 394 amino acids. Gene Ontology annotation, biological process: negative regulation of vascular wound healing; negative regulation of endopeptidase activity; negative regulation of plasminogen activation. The transcript has 9 exons. The record is from RefSeq and is a predicted model, not a curated record. Gene Ontology annotation, molecular function: serine-type endopeptidase inhibitor activity. Lineage: Eukaryota; Metazoa; Chordata; Actinopteri; Gadiformes; Gadidae.